AUUAAUUUAUCUUUGGAUAUUCAACGUAAAGUCUGACACUUCUUUGUGCUUGUUGAUUUUUCUGUAAUUUCACGCGGCACACGUCCAUCGUUCAUUUGACAAUGACAACAAUAUUUUACGUUGAUCCUGAGCUUGUAGUAGCACAAGGGCGUACGUUACUAUUCCUUAAUCCAAAUGAUCUGCAAAUAUUUAAGGAAAUCAAACUGCCCGUGGACUUGACCACCUGUGGAUUCAAACCUGCCAUCGCUGAGCCCAACAAUGAAGAACAACCACCGGCUGAUAAGCCGGAGGAAACAUCUGCUGCACCAACUACAGCGUCGACCCAAGAAGUGUCUAUACUGAAUGCGUGUUACUCACCAGAUCGACAGCUAAUUGCUGUUACCACUGCUGGCCAGAAGGCGCUGUUGCUAUACAAAAGCCGGCCAGAACAUGCACAGCUAUUGUCAGUGCGCGCCUUGGCACGUGCUUCGAGCGCGCUAACAUUUGCACCAGAUUCUAGCUCUGUUUUGGUAACAGACAAAACCGGUGAUUGCUAUCAAUUUGACUGCGUGAAGCACGAGGAGCCAGCACGUUUGCUGCUUGGACAUUUGAGCAUAGUUUAUGACAUACUGUGGACGCCAGAUCUGAAGCAUAUUAUAACCUGCGAUCGCGAUGACAAAAUACGCAUUACCAACUAUCCGGAAACAUAUGAUAUACAUAGCUACUGCCUGGGACACAAAGAAUUUGUCUCUGGUUUGGCGCUGCUGAAUGCUGACCACAUUGUAUCCAUCUCGGGCGACAAGACGCUUCGCAUAUGGAACUAUAUUGCGGGCAAGCAGCUUUUGCAUCACGAAUUACCUGCACCAGCAGUGCGACUGCAGCUGCGUGAAAUACAGCCUGGCCACCGAUAUCAGGCAGCAGUGCUUUUCUAUGAUCAUGAAGCAGCCAUUGGUGUAUACGAACUGCUGCUGGAAGAAGGCAGCUGGCGUAUUGGUAAGACACAGCUUGUGCACGCUGAGUCGGGUACAUGGCACAUAAGCAACUUUGCCAUAACCAGCGAACGAAUCUAUGUGGCAGGCGUGCUAGAGGAGCGUCUGACGCUGCGCGUCUACAAUAUAAGCGAUGGAGAGUCUUCUAGCACAGUUCCUGAGGGCUGGCUAAACAUGGUACAUGAGCAAUUUGUCGAUCAGACCUGCGUGCCAGAAGAUCUGUCUGUGUGGUUUAAGAAACGCUUCGACAAUGUUAGUGACUACUUGGAGCGCAAGAAGCGUCGUAUCGAGGACAAACAGCCGAAGAACUCAAAUAACUAAUGUUGCCUCUCCCCUUUGAACCCAAUAAACUAACAAUAAGUGAACUGUUGACAAAGAAAUAUUUA
This is a messenger RNA of Drosophila busckii, 1354 nucleotides long. It is a transcript of the gene wuho, whose product is annotated as tRNA (guanine-N(7)-)-methyltransferase non-catalytic subunit wuho. Gene Ontology annotation, biological process: RNA (guanine-N7)-methylation. Lineage: Eukaryota; Metazoa; Arthropoda; Insecta; Diptera; Drosophilidae. Gene Ontology annotation, cellular component: nucleus; cytosol; tRNA methyltransferase complex. The transcript has a single exon. The coding region runs from base 102 to 1289 and encodes 395 amino acids. Gene Ontology annotation, molecular function: protein binding; tRNA (guanine(46)-N7)-methyltransferase activity. The record is from RefSeq and is a predicted model, not a curated record.